AUGCUUAAGGAUCUGCAUCUAUCUCUUGCUACCCAGCACGACCAUAAUGUGAACGCGUCCUACCUGCAAAAUCUAGAACCUACCGUGAAAUCUGAGGAAGCCUCUAGAGGUUGGCCAACACAACCGUACGUUUUAAAACAAACGCUUGAUGCCGAACAACCAAUAUUGAAUUUUAAUGAACCACUUGAUCUAAAAAAUCCGCCCACAUCACUUCCAGUCUUACAGCUUCCUCAAACUCCCUUCUUCGACAAGCUAUACUUUAAUUGCAUAUCAGAACAGGGUGCUUACCGGCUUCUUUCAGCGAGCAAUGCAAACGCCCAGAUGGCCCUCUUGAGCAAACUGUAUUCAUAUUAUCGUGGUUGUAUGUCCCCAGUGAGCAGCUUCGGGCAAAUGGAUCAUAAUCAACCUAUGCGGAGUCAAGAAUACGCAAAGAGUAUGCAUCACGACCAGCAACCCAUUGCAGUGACCGAUCGUGCGAGCAACUCUGGGGGGAUUUAUCCAAUUCCAUGGGUUACGUAUAUUCCAUUUUGUGGUGGAUCACACGUCGGCCCAAUCUAUGAUUAUAAUGAGGAAAAACCAGAGCAGUCUGACGUCGGUCAUAAAGUGAACACAGGAAGCUACAAUAUGUUGCCGCGUUUUAGUAACUCUUAUUCCGCUAAAGAUAUUGUGCAACAUCUAAACCACAUCAUAUCCAUGACGGCAUAUCACGAGCCAACAGUAAGUAAGGACAUUAGUAUACAAUCGGAAAACGCUUCCCAGUUUUCCGGUCGCAGAUAUUUCAAGCAACAAACCACACCAGAGCCCUAUUUUGCUAGCCCACCGACGACUAGUGAUAUGAGGAAUAAUGGCUGUGAAUGGAAGAGAUUGGAAAAUGUGCCAACUACUCCUGUUAUUCAGGCUCCACAAUUUACGGAAGGCGGCAGACAUUCGGCUCAAUCAUCUGCAAAAAUCAACAGUUGCACCGAUUACUCCGAGCUGAGAUCUAGAAAAGCCUCAAGACAUCAGCUGGUUCGCUUAGUCAACGGGGAGCUUAAAGCAAUUGAACAGCUGAAUGUGGCUGAUUUCCUAGCCAGCGCUGUCGCAGAGGAAAACUCCAAGUUAAGGGACGCGACUUUAGACUUCACAUCUGGUCAUCCAAAAAUACCCAUCACUGAAUUGUCCUGGGUCAGAUUGGAUGCGAUUGGAAAGCACUCUGAUGCGAAUUUAAUAAAGCUGUUAUUCAACGUCCCGUCAAAAAGACAUCGUGUCGUCCUCGGAUGCAGGGAACGAUUUGCGAGUAAGCAUUCAGUACGAAUGCUUUGGCCACGCUUCAGCAACAAGAGCUUCAAAGUAAGUGGAUAA
Dicrocoelium dendriticum is the source of this 1341-nucleotide messenger RNA. NCBI's taxonomy places the organism in Eukaryota, Metazoa, Platyhelminthes, Trematoda, Plagiorchiida, Dicrocoeliidae. The record is from the annotation of a GenBank genome assembly.